Nicotiana attenuata is the source of this 624-nucleotide messenger RNA. RefSeq lists its product as uncharacterized. Lineage: Eukaryota; Viridiplantae; Streptophyta; Magnoliopsida; Solanales; Solanaceae. Bases 1 to 624 code for a protein of 207 amino acids. The transcript has 2 exons. The record is from RefSeq and is a predicted model, not a curated record.
AUGAACUAUGGGAAGAUUGUGGCAUUUACUCAGGCUACAGAGAACUGUAAGUUGAAGAACAUAAUGGAGCGAGAGGGUAGCAGUAAGGACCGUUCCGCGGGCAACCUUGGAGAUUCGUUUGGUGGUGGUAGGUCAGCAUUCAGGGGAGGGCCAUCACAGUCUUUUGUUCAGACUUCAGCUAGUGCACCGCUAUCAUGGCCCAGUCAGCAACAGUGGAGUCAUUUCAGGCCCUGUCAAGGCAACAAGGGACCCCACCAGCAGAGCCGGUCAAGAGGGAGACUCCAGCAGCAGCGGAGGCCCCCAUGCCCCAGAGAGUGUCGUUCGUCCCGCCAGGGUGCGGGCAGGGGCACAAUACAGCCAUCCAGUUCUACAGCUGCUACAUCCUCAGCACCACCUCCAGCUCGAGGCACUCCAGCACGCGCAGGGCGUGGUGCAUCUAGGGGUGGUGCAUACGUUUCGGGAGGACCUAGACAUUUAUAUACUAUGAGUGGUCGCCAGAGUGCAGAGGCUUCUUCAGACGUUGUCACAGGUUUAUUGACUAUCCAAUCCCAUGAUGUGUAUGAUCUUAUCGAUCCCGGUUCCACUUUGUCCUAUGUCACUCUUUAUGUUGCUAUGGAAUUCUAG